AUGCCGCAAAUUGAUACUGCACAGGCUGCCCGUCGUGCCAACCGCCGCAAGCGCACGACUCGUGCGACCUCGAACGUUUUUGCCAUGUUCACUGAGACACAGAUCCAAGAGUUCAAGGAGGCCUUCAACAUGAUUGACAACGACCGCGACGGCUACAUUGACGCCGAAGAUUUGGCCAAGACUUAUGAUAGCCUCGGUAGUGCCCCGACUCCCGCAGAGCUGGAGCGUAUGCUGAGUGAUGCCCCAAGCCGCAUCAACUUUACCAUGUUCUUGACCAUUUUUGGUGAUCGCAUGACGGGCACGGAUCCAGAAGACACGAUAAAAAAUGCAUUCAUGUGUUUUGAUCCCAACAGCUCGGGCAAACUAGACGAGGAGAGCAGAUUGCGGGAGCUGCUCACAACCAUGGGCGACCGCUUCACCCAGGAGGAGGUCGACGAGAUGUUCAAGUACGCACCAAUUGACGAUCAAGGUCGCUUUGACUACGUGGAGUACACGCGCAUGAUGAAACAUGGCAACAAGGAGGAAGAGGCCAACUGA
Monosiga brevicollis MX1 is the source of this 537-nucleotide messenger RNA. RefSeq lists its product as uncharacterized. The coding region runs from base 1 to 537 and encodes 178 amino acids. Gene Ontology annotation, cellular component: myosin II complex; cytoplasm. Lineage: Eukaryota; Choanoflagellata; Craspedida; Salpingoecidae. The transcript is spliced from 4 exons. Gene Ontology annotation, molecular function: calcium ion binding; myosin heavy chain binding. The record is from RefSeq and is a predicted model, not a curated record.